ACAUUUUACUUGUUUUUUAUGAAACCUCAACGAAAACAGUUAAGCCGUUGUUUUUGUUUAAGCAAUCACAAACAUUCAAUGAGUUUAUAAGUGGCUUAUGGAAGUUUACAAUUUCUGUCUUGGAGCUCCUGUAGUGUAUUUGUUUAAAAUUGAGUAGGAACAUGUGUGUGUUUUACAGUAAGAGCACAUAUUGUUUGUUCUAUUGAUAUCAGCCUAUUUUGCAUAUAUCUUUUAGUAUGAGUAUUUGCCUUUUUUAUAGUUCCAUUCUACUUAGAAGUCUGUUGUCUUGUUCGUUUUGCUAUACGGCGCUCAUUUGCUUCUGCUGCUGUUUCGGAGGCUGUUCUUAUUCUUCUGACUCGACAGAGUUUUCGCUGUUUUAAACCAUAAUCGCUUUGAUAUGCUACGGCCGGUUAUUAGGCUAUAAACCUGACGGACGCAAAACCAGACAGCUUCGUUCACAAUACGACCUACAUAUAUUUACACAUACAGUUUGUCAUGCAACACACUUAUUAAGCACACUUAUUCAUAUAACACAAUUUUUACACUGGUGAUAAAUCGAACCAAAAAGUGCUCUGGGUCGGUUUGUCCCUUGUAAAUUAUGGUGCGGCGUUGUCUUUAAAUAUGGAAAAAAAAGAAAUAACUGCUGUUAGUUUAUGGCCAACUAAAUUAGCAUUACCUACUAUGGCAAAAAGCAAGUCACGAAAAAGCAUUUGACCUGGCGGCUCCAUCUUUCCAAGCAGGAACUUUAGCUACCCACCAAAAACCAGCCCAAUUCGACAAGUUUAAGGGAUCAUUUUCGAUAAGAAAGUGCCAUCACGUAAGAUUUUUCAGUGGGAUAAAUUGAUUAACCUGCUCCCUUCUUCAGCUCAACAUUAACAAAACGAAUGGCUGAGACUAAAUGCGGCACUUUCGUCGAAUUUCGGCGGAAUCCGAAGAAUCUUAUCCUUAAUGCUCGGAACAAAUUGGGCAAUCUUUGCUCGGACUCUACGGUCCGGUAGCGCUCCAUUAACCCUAACGGCUCAACAAGAUGGCAGGGAUGUCGCAGCAAGGAGUAGUUGAAGAGAUUACUGUAGAGGAAAUGGACACCCUCGGCCAUCAAGAAGCCGAAGAGGAGAAAGAAGGUCAGGAGUCACAGGAUGAUUGUCAGGAGGGUGUCGUUGAGGUGGUCCAGUUCACGCAGGGUGUUGGGCCCCAAGGUGAGAAAGAAACUGUUGUCGAGACUGUCGAGUUAGACGGAAUCCCUCAAGAUGCUGUACCCAGCGAUUCCAAAAUUUAUAAGAGCUUCAAAUGCCAUCUAUGCAAAAUCUACUUCAAUCGACUUCAUUCGCUAAAAUCGCAUAUUAAUUUGUUGCAUCCUGAAUUGGACUGGAAUGAGCUUUAUCGUACGACGAGGUUUAAUUGCGGUGAAGAGCCUUGCGGGUAUGUUGGCAAAACGCGAGCUGACCUACUCAAGCACCUUCACCAGGAGCAUGACUUCAUGUUGCAUAAAGUCGAAGGUGAAUUCUACAAUCACGAUGACUACACCCUGUUCUUCGAGAGACUUCAAAAGGUGCACAAAGUUCGAUUUGUGAAGAAACGGGGCAGGGCCGUAGAGUCCACAACACAAUAUUUUGUUUGUAGUCGAGACGGCUUUACAAAGAGCAGCAAGGCGUUCAAACUCAAGGAGGCGGUCCGAAAGAGGAACUCAUCAUCACAUAAGAUUGGCACAUUCUGUACAGCCCAUGUCACCGUGCGGCACUUCGCCGAUGGACGCAUUACAAUCGAGGGUUAUACAACUCAUUAUAAUCAUCUGAUCGAAGGCAAACAUUUGGGUUUGUUGGAGUCCGAACGUCAGUUCAUCAAAUAUCACGCCCAGAUGGGCAUGCCCAUACGAGAUAUCAUUGAUUUAAUACAUCGAACAAUUGGGGCCUCAGUUGCUGAAGACGAUCCCUUGCGAUUUCUCAACUCGCGAACCGUACGAAACGUCAUCAACUCGGUUACUACGGAGGUUCCGCAGUCUGCUACAAAUUUGUUUGCUCAAGUAAACGGGCCCGACCGCCCGCAGGAAUUUCCGCGAGUAAUCCCUUCUGGGCAUAAAGGGCGUCGCGACGUGAGUUUGGUGGAUGUGGUGCGGGGUCAUACGCAGAGUCUUGAGGAAUCGUAUGAGAUUUUCAUUGAUGCUCAUGAACGAGACGAACUUGGCCGGGAAGAGUGGGGAAUUCGCAGUUCCAAAAGUUCCAUCAAGUACAAGGUCGAGCGGGUAUCCGAAAGGUGCUCGAUGGACGUGUUUAAUUAUGACCAGCCGUGCCCACUUACCUGUGUGCAUUGCCGCUGUUGCGCACACAUCUACGGCUGCAACUGUCCCAGCGGGAAAUUUGGAAAAAUGUGCCAGCAUGUGCACGCGAUUUGUCAGUACCUGCGGCGAAUAGGACGAGAACCCCUUGGACCGCAACAUCAACAAUCACUCAUCACUCACCCACAUCACCAGCAACAGCAGCAGGUGCUGGACGAAGAAGUUGUCCUCGAGAACGCAACAGAGAUAAUCCACCUUGGUGAAGCAGACGACACGCUUGGUGGUCAACAGCAAAUUGAACAUGUAGUACUGGAGGGACCCCAUGAUUCUCAGCAGACGAGAUACCAGCAACACCAAGCCCGACGUGGAGCUACCGUCAGUCUGGGUACUGCGAAGCAGCAGGUGGUUGAAAACUCUUUGGUGUUUCACGACUACGGUAGUCGGAAGGAUGGUGAAGCAAGCAAUUCUGUUGUGGACAAUACGUUUAUGCAACUUAUGGUCGACGUAAAGGAACAGAUUGCCCAAAUCGAUCAAGCCCUAGACGCUAGAGAUGCGCUUACAGCUAACAUGCACUUUAAUACUUUGAAGACCCUCAUCGUACGAGCGGAGGGACCCAAGAUGAUCGCCAUCGACACUAACCAUCCUCGCUAAAAGAUUUUUGUUACAGUAUUUACAACGAUC
Messenger RNA from Varroa destructor (honeybee mite), 2953 nucleotides. RefSeq lists its product as uncharacterized. Lineage: Eukaryota; Metazoa; Arthropoda; Arachnida; Mesostigmata; Varroidae. The record is from RefSeq and is a predicted model, not a curated record.